AUGAAUAGUUCAUGGUGUAGAUCACACAAAAAAACCCUAUACCAACUUGUCUACGACGAUGAUCCUCGAAGCAGCUGUACAUUAAUCAAUGAAUUGUUUGAAAAGAACAUCCGCAAUGAAGAAGAAAUCUCAGACACCAUUGAAGUUCAGGAUGAUUCUAUUAUAAAUUUAGAUGAUGACAUAGAGAGCGAAAGCUUUGCACAGUUAUACGGCGAUAGCAAUGAUGGCAAUAAUAAUGCGAGAAAAGACCCUGUAUAUCUAAAUCGAAAUGGUGGUGUCUAUAGUAAUAACGCGGGCGAAAACCCUGAACAGUUGUGCCAGAGUAAUGAUGGCAGUAAUAAUACGGGCAAAAGUCCUGAACAUCUAUACUGGGAUGGUGGUGGUGUUGAAAGUGAUGAUGUGGGCAGGAGCCCUGAAUAUCUGUACCGGAAUGGUGGUGGUGUUGGCAAUAAUAAUGCGGGCUUGAGCCCUGAACAUCUGUACCGAGAUAGUGAUGUUGUUGGCAGUAAUAAUGCAGGCUGGAGCCCUAAACAUCUGUACCGGGAUAGUGGUGGUGUUGGCAAUAAUAAAGCGGAUGAAAGCCCUGAACAUCUGUACCGGGAUGGUGAUGGUGUUGGCAGCGAAAGCCCUGAACAUCUGUACCGGGAUGGUGGUGGUGUUGGUAGUAAUAACGCAGAAAAUUCUAAACAGCAGUACCAUGGCAACAAAAGCCAUGGACAACUGUAUCUGAAUUACAGCGGUAGUAGUAAUGCGGCUAGUAAUAAUAGGGGCAACAGCCCUGAACAAUCAUACUGGGAUGGCAGCAGUAGUAAUAUUGGGGGCAAAAGCUCCGAACAAUUGUACCGGGAUGGUAGUAGUAAUAUUGGGGCAAAAGCCCUGAACAAUUGUAUCAAAGUGGCAGAUAAUGGUAAUGGUAGUAAUUCGGGCAAAAGCCCUGAACAAUUGAAUCGGGAUUGUGGUGGUAGUAAUACGGGCAAAAGCCCUGAACAAUUGUACCGGGAUGGCAGUGGUAGUAAUACGGGCAAAAGCCCUGAACAAUUGUAUCGGGUUGGCGGUGGUAGUAAUAUGAGCAAAAGCCCUGAACAAUUGUACCAGGAUGGCGGUGGUAGUAAUGCAG
Molecule: messenger RNA, 1117 nt
Organism: Ambispora leptoticha
Lineage: Eukaryota; Fungi; Glomeromycota; Glomeromycetes; Archaeosporales; Ambisporaceae
Source: the annotation of a GenBank genome assembly